AUGAUUGUUAUGUUAUCCAUCUCUCUCCCUCUCCCCCAGUAUGUGAACCCAGCAUUUGAGUGUAUGAUGGGCUACCACAAGGGAGAGUUGAUAGGAAAAGAGCUGACAGAUCUCCCCAAGAGUGAUAAGAACCGAGCAGAUCUUCUAGACACCAUCAACACCUGUAUCAAGAAAGGAAAGGUGAGAGAGCAUUAGACACUAAAGGACCUCAGGACCUCAUUGAAGAACAUUCAUCUAUAUUCAUCUAGAUUUUUUUUCCAGUGUUUUCAAUUCAGUUGUCUGAUUGUAAUUCUCUAGGAGUGUUAUGGUGUUUGACUAUAGUUUUCUCUAUGUCUAGGAGUGGCAGGGGAUUUACUACGCCAGGAGGAAGUCAGGUGACAGCAUACAACAGCAUGUCAAGAUCACGCCUGUGAUUGGCCAGGGAGGGUAA
Molecule: messenger RNA, 430 nt
Organism: Coregonus sp. 'balchen'
Lineage: Eukaryota; Metazoa; Chordata; Actinopteri; Salmoniformes; Salmonidae
Source: the annotation of a GenBank genome assembly